AUGUCGUCCCCUCUGAUCCUGUGCCUGUUGGCGGCGCUGCUGCCGGGCCUCGUGCGGCCGGCGCCCAUGGAGCCCUCGUGGAACUACUCGGACCAGGGCUCCUGGAGCCAGGAGUUCCCGCAGUGCGGCGGCGUCGGCGACCAGACGCCCAUAACGCUGCAGCCGGCCGUGCAGUCCUCCACCGAUGACGACAACCUGCCGCAGCUGCUGUCUGUCCAGUCCGGCCUCAAAGACGGCUCGCUGACCGCCUCCAACACGGGCCGCACGCUCAAGGUGACGCUGAAGGACAAGUUCGGUGACCCGGCCUUCCAGCUGGAGAGCAACAGUUCGACUCCCCUCAACGGCCGGUACAUCCUGGACAACCUGCACCUGCACUGGAACGACCCGGCCGGCGGCCGCGGCUCCGAGCACAAGAUGAACGGCACCUUCGAGCAGGCCGAGGCGCACUUUGUCUUCUUCAACCAGCAGUACGGCAACGUGUCGGCGGCGCUGGCGCACGCCGACGGCCUGGCCGUGGUGGGGCUGCUGCUGCGGCCCGACCCGGCGCUGUGCCUGUCCCUGCCGACGCUGGGUCUGGACGGCGACCUGCCGCAGCUGUCGCAGCUGGGCAGCUCCGUCACCAGGCAAGUCGAUCUGCGCCCGCUGAGAAAAGUGUUGCGAACCGCGCUCAAGAGCUUCUUCAGCUACCAGGGCAGCCUGACGACGCCGCCCUGCAGCCCGGUGGUCACGUGGAUCGUGCAUGACCAGCCCGUCUCGGUGGAGGCCACGUUCCUGCAAGAUUUGCGCACCAGUCUGUUCUCUGAUGUGACUGGCACCAACACUUUGCAGAAUAACUGGAGAUUCCUGCAAGCACUUGGUAACCGCACCAUCUACAGGUAUCACGAACUAUAA
Messenger RNA from Amphibalanus amphitrite, 891 nucleotides. Its product is annotated as carbonic anhydrase 2-like. The record is from RefSeq and is a predicted model, not a curated record. The coding region runs from base 1 to 891 and encodes 296 amino acids. The transcript has a single exon. Gene Ontology annotation, molecular function: carbonate dehydratase activity; zinc ion binding. Lineage: Eukaryota; Metazoa; Arthropoda; Thecostraca; Balanomorpha; Balanidae.